AUGUUUUUCCUAAAAGACCUAUCGUUGAACUUAACUCUACACCCAUCGUACUUUGGUCCACAGAUGGACCAGUACUUGAGAGACAAACUAUUGAGUGACGUCGAAGGAACAUGUACGGGUCAGUUUGGGUACAUCGUCUGCGUGUUGGAUUCUAUGAACAUUGACGUGGGCAAAGGCCGAGUGAUACCCACGUCGGGGAUGGCAGAGUUUGAAGUGAAAUAUCGUGCAGUGGUGUGGAAACCGUUCAAGGGGGAAGUUGUUGACGGCGUCGUCACCACGGUGAACAAGAUGGGGUUUUUCGCCGACGUGGGACCCUUGGCUGUGUUUGUCAGCACCCAUCUAAUACCUUCGGACAUGAAAUUUAACCCUUCAGCAAACCCACCGGCAUAUUCGAGUCCCGACGAGAAUAUAGAAAAGGGCUCCAAGGUGAGGUUGAAGAUUGUUGGCACGAGGACGGAUGUCAAUGAAAUUUACGCUAUAGGAAGCAUAAAAGAAGAUUACUUGGGACCAAGCCCGAUGUGA
Molecule: messenger RNA, 522 nt
Organism: Lodderomyces beijingensis
Lineage: Eukaryota; Fungi; Ascomycota; Pichiomycetes; Serinales; Debaryomycetaceae
Source: the annotation of a GenBank genome assembly